AUGUCAAGUCCACAGGCUUUAAUAGCAGAAGCGGAAAAGUUGCUUAAACCCCAGCUGGGUUUCCUUCUGUUCAUCACAGGCUCGUCAUCGAGUCUCAGGAAAGAAGACGCCACCGAUCUAUACAUACAAGCAGCAAACAGCUAUAGAUUAAGCAAAGACUUCAAUCAAGCCGGCAACCAGUUCUUGAAAGCAGCAGAGAUUCAACAAAGCUUGGGCAAUCACAACGAUGCUGCUAAUCACUUGGUCGAGGCGUACAAGUGUUUUAAAAGCUCGUCACCUACAGAUGCAAUUCGUGCUUUGUCGCAAGCUAUUCAUAUUUUUUUGACUCAAAAUGGUCAAUUUCGAAGAGCAGCCAACUUCACCAUGGAUUUGGCGGAGUUGUAUGAAAGUGUCGGUGAUACUCCCAAUGCUAUCAAGAGUUACGAGCAGGCCGGUGACUACUUCACAACUGAUCACGCCGAGGCCCUCUCAAAUAAGGCGUUUUUGAAAUGCGCAGACUUGUCUGCUUCUACGGGUGACUACAAAAAGGCCGUUGAAUUGUACGACGUGGUGGUAAAGAACUCCUUGAACAAUUCCUUGACGAAAUGGAGCUUGAAGGACUAUUUCUUCAAAAUUCUCUUGUGCAUCUUGUGUACCAAUGAUACGGUGGAAGCUGAAAAGCGAAUGGAGAAAUUUGCUGAAGACGACCCCAACUGGACAAACUCAAGAAAGUUUAAGCUCGUUGAAGGAAUCUUGGAAAGUAUCCAGAAUGGCGAUGUCGAGGAUUUCUCGGAUAAGGUGUUUGAAUUUGACAAGUUUAGCAAGUUGGAUAAGUUAAAGACCCAGUUGUUGUUGAAGAUCAAGACUUCUGUUGUUGAUAAUGACGACGUUGACCUUUUAUAG
Messenger RNA from Lodderomyces beijingensis, 882 nucleotides. The record is from the annotation of a GenBank genome assembly. NCBI's taxonomy places the organism in Eukaryota, Fungi, Ascomycota, Pichiomycetes, Serinales, Debaryomycetaceae.